Cotesia congregata is the source of this 2541-nucleotide messenger RNA. NCBI's taxonomy places the organism in Eukaryota, Metazoa, Arthropoda, Insecta, Hymenoptera, Braconidae. The record is from the annotation of a GenBank genome assembly.
AUGCAGUGGUGUCAACAAUUAAAGGAAAAAAUUCCAAUACAGUAUUUAAAACCCAGCAAAGACGUGGUUGAAAUAGGAAAAAACGCCAAAUUUUACUUACCGUUAGACUGCAUGGAGAGAAUUCAAGACGAGGCACAACAAGAUUGGCGAAAAUUUAUACGCGAAACGCUAGAUGAAGUGUACGGAGAAAAUAUUUGUAACUUUUCAGCAAAAGGGAAAAAAAAACAAUCACGCCCAGCAAUCGAUCACAACCUAAUACUUUACUUUAUUCAAUUCGGCUUGGAGAACACCGAAAAACGACCUGGUGCACGUCAUACAGCCUGUCUAGGAGAACAACCUCCAAACAUUGGUCAACAGUUCAUUUUUGUGCCUAAAAAUUCUCCUUUUCUGUGGAAGGAGGCUUGGAAAUACCCUAAAACGACCUGGUGCACGGCACACGGCUCGUCUGCUAGAAUAAUCUCCAAGCGUUUGUUAAACUUUUUAUUUUUUGACAAAAAAAUACUUUAUUUUACUCAAAUUGGCUUAGAGAACUUCGAGAAACGACCUGGUGCACGUCAUACAGCUCGUCUACAAGAACAACCUCCAAGCAUUGGUCAAAAGUUCAUUUUUGUGCCUGAAAAUUCUCAUAUUUUAUGUACGGAGGUUUGGAAAUACCCUGCGAUGACCUGGUGCACGUCGAACAGCUCGUCUUCGAGAAAAUCCUCCAAGCGUUUGUUAAAAGUUCAUUUUUUUGACAAAAAAUCCUUCAUUUUACACUAUUUGGCUUGGAGAACACCGAGAGAGGACCUGGUGUACGUCCUACAGCCCGCCUACGAGAAAAAUCUCCCAGCAUUGAGGGAGUUGGUUGAAAUAUGUUUCGUAAAUAAUUCGAAUCCAGUGGUGAUCUCCGAGGAUCUACUUGACAACAAUUGGGACCCAGGCGGAAAUCCAUUGAUUGUGAUUGACCGUAAAUUCGACAAACAGAUCACAGGUUUUCUUCCUACGUACCCAAUGUACGUGCUUGUGUUUAAAUCAAUUGAUGAGCUAAAGGUCGUCAUCAAUAAUCUCCAAAAGUCAACGUUCUGGAACAUUAAAUCGCCUUUUCUGAUCGUCGAAACCAACUCACAUUGCCUUAGUACUAAAACAAUUUUGAAGUUCAUGUGGAAGCGGAAUUUAAUGGCUGUUUAUCAUUUGUGCUACCAAAAAAAUUCGACGGUUGUCUUCACGCUGAAUCCCUUUGCAAGCUACGCACCGGCACCGUGGGAACUGAUUGCCGAAUUUGAUGAUGACGACGGCAAGAAAAUGACACUCUACAGGCUACAAUACACAAAAGAUCCCGAGGUUUGUAAAAGUAUAAUAUUUGAUAAAACGGAUCAUUUAGACAAUGCGGAGGUUAAAACUUCUAAAUUUACUACCUUAGAAAAUGUUUUCAUCAAUGAAACGUUUAAAAGACUAUAUAGUGACGAGAUCAUUCAUAGUAAAUUGAAAAGUAAAUAUAUGACAUUACAUCAGCUAUCACUUCUCAUGAAUAUCACGUCAACAAUCGACUUAAUUCCGAAUGUGAAGAUCCAAGAAUUAUUGAAGCAAGGUUACGUUAAAGAAUUAGCUGAUGAAAUUUAUGAUAUUCAUGAUCAGAUACUUCCGAUAGAAGCAACUAAAUACAAGUACGUGGAUGUUAUGGCGUAUUAUCAUGAAAUGAGGUUCUCAAUCUUGACCAAGAAGACUAAUUUUUUAACAGUAUUCAACGAUGUAACUAACGAUGUCCGGUUCGUGGUUGGGACAAUUGUGCUGUUCAUCAUGUUUACGAUUGUAAUGUUUAUUAUCAACAAAGAUAAUGUAUGUCUGGCUAUGAUGGACGUUGUGAGGUUAGUUCUCAGUAUGACACUUGAAACUCCGCUUAAUCGAUUGGUGAUGAAGUUCAUAUUAUUUUUCGGAUUCCUUUUUGCGUUUCUGAUAGUUCCCGAUUUUCAAGGACACGUAUCCGCCAUUUUGUCUAAGCCCCUGGGGCGCAACGUUGAGACUCUAAAGGAUUUGUUUGAGAAUAAGUUUCAUGUGUACUAUUACGACCGAUUAGAAUACGAUAUAAUCAAUGAACAAUUGUGGGUCAGUGAUGAGGACAAAAAGUAUCUUCAUCCACUACCAGAAAACGAAAUGAUAGACUGCAUAAAAGCUGUGCCACAAAAUUCGACGAUAGCCUGCAUUUUUAGAACUAAAGCCUCAGUAGGUGAGGCUUCGGAGUUAAAACACUUGCAUGUGUCAAAAAAAAACGUCUUCAAAAAACUUAUGGUUUAUUGGGCCAGGAAGAACUGGCCCUUAAAAAAUAAGUUUGAAGAGAUCGCUCGGGUUACUGCGGAAUUAGGAUUUAGUCGAUACAUCAAAUUGGAUAACAGUUUAAAAAAGAAGCAGAGGGAACUGAAGAAGAAGAAACAAAAGGAUGAAAGUAGAGAGUACAAGCAGUUUGACUAUGAUAAUUUGAUAUUUAAUUAUCAUUUCUUAGGGUAUUUUAUCAUGUUUGGGCUUAUUGUUUUUGUGAUUGAAAUAUUAUUUGACCGAUAUAUCUGA